AUGGAGUAUAGAGAAAAUGAUUGGGAUGAAAGACAAAAACGUUUGGAAAAAAUAAUAAAAAAAGAAUUUUAUUCUAACGAAGAUGUAGUAGAAUAUUGUGAGGAUAUAACUAAAGGUGGUGUUAUAUCUAAAAAUAAUUGUGGAUCUGAUAAAUGUUGUAACUGUUUUAAGUGUGAGUAUAUUAUAUUAGUUAUUAAUGAAUAUAUUAAAAAGGAUUGUAUAUUAGAUAAUUAUGUUGAAGCUUAUAAAUAUUUAUAUGAAAAUAUUGAAAAAUUUAAAAAUAAAAUAUUAAAUAAAUUUGACAUUGAUGAUAUUGUUUGGAAAGAGAUUUAUCAAGUGUCUGAAAAUGGGAAAGAAAAUAACCAACCAAACUGUAAUUAUGCACAGAAAAAUGUACAAAGCAAUGUAAGCAAAAACUAUAUUGAACAGAAUAGGACCAAUAAUAGUGGUAAUACUAAAGAUGCAAGUUACAAAAGUGAAAGCAAAUACAUGUUUAGUUUAAAUUUUAAGGGGGAACAAGAAAACGAUGAAGAACGUAAUUCUAUUGAAAUGGAAGUAUAUACUAUAUCUGUCAUUUUAAAAAUAAAAAGCAAACUUUUAAACUCCUCACCAAUGUUAAAACAAAUUAUAAACACAUUACCAUACUAUGAUGAUAAUUAUUAUUAUAUAAAUAACAGAGUAGGAAUUAUUGAAAAAAUUAAAAAACAAAUUUACGACUAUUGUUGUAAAAGCAAAAAGAAUAAUGAUCCUGGAUUUUACAUAAAGAAUGAACAACCAAAAUAUAUGCACAAUAAAAAUUGUGGUUUAAAUAAUAAGACUAGAUUAAAUGCGUUUGCAAAAAAUGAUGAACCAUAUUUAUAUGACAAUGUUAAUUAUGAUGAAAAUGGGCUUGAUGAUUUUACAAAUAUGAGCAGCCUAUAUAAUAAUAAGAGUAACGAAGUAGACUUGUUUAAUGCCAACCAUUAUAGUAGCACAAGUAAUAAUUGGGAAAGUGAUAACUAUUAUAAAAAAAAUAUAAUGAAUAAUAUAAAUGAUUAUGAUAUAUCUUUUAAUAAAAAAGAGAGAUACAAUGAUCAUAUAUUUUUUGAUAAUGAUGUGGAAGAAAAAUGUAAUGAGCUAGCUAAGAAAAAAGAAUGGAGAUUCAAAAUUUAUGAAAUAAAUAUAAAAUCAGAUAAAAACUUAACGAGUUUAAAAAGUAUUGUUACAUUAAUUGAAAUGAUUAAUCUGGUUUAUUUAUAUUUUAUUAAAUGUGUUAAAAAUAAGAAAAAAAAAGAAAUAAAUAAAAUCAUUGAGCAUGACCAAAAUAAUGAAAAAAAAUUUUUUUGUGAUGAAAAAUAUUAUGAAUUUUUUUAUAAUAUUAUAUCUGGAAAUAUGGAAAAUAAGAUAACUAAUUUAAAGAGAAAAGGAAGAAAGAAAACACAAUCGGAAUCUUCGUAUUGUUCUGAUGAUGAUCAGGAGGAACUUUCCUCAUCUUCUGACAUGGGUAGCAGUAAAAAUUAUGAUAAAGAUUGUGAAAGUGAUUCUAUUAAAGAUGCCGAUUCUGUUUUAGAUUCAGAAAUAGAAUACAAAUCGGAUGAAGAGAAUAUUAAUGAUUCCGUUAAAAGAUUAAAGGAUGACAGUAAAAUGAAAGAUACUAGUUGGUCAAUAAAUCAAGAAGAAUAUUUAAAUAUGGAUAGAGAAUGUGAAAUUUCAAACAUGUUAAGUGAUGAAGAAAUAUAUAAUGUUAUAGAAUAUGUAAAAUAUAUUAUUACAUCUAUUGUAAAGGAGUGUGAUGGUUAUUUUAAUAUUGAGUAUUUAUAUACUUUACACAUAUUUGAGUUAAAAUUAUUUUUCGAUAUUUUAAAAAAGAAUAUUUUAAGAAAGAAUAUACAAGAUGAUCUUUUAAUUAUAUUAACAUAUUGUGGAUUUAAACUUCAAAAUGAUGAAAUAAUAAAUUUUAGUUUUUGGAUGCUUAUAAGUAUAUUUGAAGAUGGUAAUAUUCCUAGUAGUUGGAAAAUCCUAAACAGUGCAAACAAAGAUGGUAGUGAACGUACUGAAGGGGCAAGUGAUGUGUUGAGAAAAAAGUAUAUUGAAUUUAAAAACAAUGUUAAAGAAAUAACAAAACAAAAUGAUAAAAAAAAUGUAAUAGAAACAUGUAAUACAAUUUUUUAUGAGUCAUUAAACUUAAUACCUAAAGUAGAAAAUAAUAAAAAAUGGUUGAGUGAAAUUGACAUAAAUAAUGGGUAUUUUUAUUUUAAAAAAAAUUUAAUUGAUAAAAAUGUUUUUUUAAAUUUUAUAAAAAAUGCAAAACAUGAAUUCAAUUGUUAUAAUAAUAUAGAAAAAGGAUAUACUAUAAAUGUAGUAAAAAGGAUAAGAGAUUUUAAUGAUUAUUAUUCUUGUUGCUACAUUUUAAAAAAUAAUAAAAAAAAAAUAUUAAUAGGAUUCAAAAAGAAAGGAGAAAAUAAAGUAUAUAUAUAUAAAUAUGAUAAAAAAAUAAAAAAAAUAUAUAGACAUGCAAAAAAAAAUACUGUUAUAUCAGGAUUUUUAGGGAUACUAAUAUGUAAUUUUAUUGGAAUGAAAAUUAAAAUAUAUGAUAAUGGAAUAAACAAAAAAUAUUCAAAUUUUUUUCCAAAUUUUGAAAGAAAAAAUGUUAUAACAAUCCGAUUUGAAUCUAAUAUAAUAAGUGAAUUACCUCGUCAUUUUAUUUGUAAUAUAUAUAAAGAAGAUAAAAGUGUAAAAUUUAUAUAUGAAAAUAAAUGUCCAACAUGGAAUGAAGAAAAAGAAAUUUAUGAAUUGCCUUUUUAUGGUCGAGUUAGAUUGGCAAGUGCCAAAAAUCUACAGUUAAUUUUAAAAAAAUGUGUAAUCAGUAACUCAAAAAAAGCAUUAUUUUCAAAUACAACUAUUAAUGAUUUAAUAGAUUAUAUGAGCACGGAAAGGAAUAAUCAACUUCCGGAAUAUAGUGAAACAUUUAAUAGCAAAAAUAGUAAUGGUAAUAUUGCAUAUCCCAAUGUCAAUGAUGAAUAUGAUUGGAAUGCAGAUAUUACAUUCAAAGGAACAAACAAUGAAAAUCAUAAUAAUAGUAGAAAGAAUAAUGGUGGUAUACAAAAUGAAGAGGGAGAAAAAGGUAUCAUAAAAAAAUUCCCUUUUGAUGUAAUAAAAAAUAAUUUUAAAACACAAAAAGAAGAAAAAUUUGAAAUUAUUAAUAAUGAUCAAGAUGAAAUAUUUCUUAUUUUUGGUAAAAAUUCAAAGGAUUUAUUUACUUUGGAUUUUCGUCAUCCUUUAUCUUCCUUUGAAGCUUUUUCUAUAGCAAUUUCUUCUUUACUGAAGAAAAAAGCUGUAUCCUAA
Messenger RNA from Plasmodium vinckei vinckei, 3324 nucleotides. Its product is annotated as conserved Plasmodium protein, unknown function. NCBI's taxonomy places the organism in Eukaryota, Apicomplexa, Aconoidasida, Haemosporida, Plasmodiidae. The transcript has a single exon. The record is from RefSeq and is a predicted model, not a curated record. Bases 1 to 3324 code for a protein of 1107 amino acids.